AUGUCUCAACAACGUCUGAGCAAUGACGAGUUCCUCUCCCACCUUACGCAACUCUUCACAUCCACACACGCCGCAUCACACGGCUCCGUCUACCUCACGCAGAAGCCACUGUCUUCAGAGUCAGAGUCACCGUCUCCAUCGUCCCAAAUCCUCGUCCGCGCCACAAAUGGUCUCUCAAAACCACACCGCACACCCAAAACAAAAUCCUCCACCCCGAAACUGAAAAUAGCAACUGUAGUCGAGAUCGCGGACUUGGAUUCCUUUUACGCCCGCUAUGCAGAAGUGUGCAAGAAAGGAAUGGAAGGUCUGAGGAAACGAGAUAAGAAGAAGGCCAAAGAAAAGGCAAAGGCGAAGAAGAAGGGGAAGAGUGGUGCUGCUCCUUGA
Messenger RNA from Exophiala viscosa, 384 nucleotides. Its product is annotated as signal recognition particle 14kD protein-domain-containing protein. Gene Ontology annotation, cellular component: signal recognition particle, endoplasmic reticulum targeting. Gene Ontology annotation, biological process: SRP-dependent cotranslational protein targeting to membrane. Gene Ontology annotation, molecular function: 7S RNA binding; endoplasmic reticulum signal sequence receptor activity. NCBI's taxonomy places the organism in Eukaryota, Fungi, Ascomycota, Eurotiomycetes, Chaetothyriales, Herpotrichiellaceae. The transcript is spliced from 2 exons. The record is from RefSeq and is a predicted model, not a curated record. Bases 1 to 384 code for a protein of 127 amino acids.